GGCGAUUGAGGUUGGCGACCCGCCAUCGGCUUUCGAAGACUUGGAUAUCGAUUCUAUGGCGGUGGACGAUGGAUAUGACGGUGUCCGGAUUGGGAACGAAAUGACACAGGAGUUUAUCGAUGAUAUGAUUGAGCGGUUCAAGAACGGGAAGAAGAUCCACCGCAAGUGAUGGUUGAGAUCGGGGUGGAAGAGAGGAAUGAACUGACAGUGUGUGGUGACACACACGGCCAAUUCUUCGACCUCCUUGAAAUCUUCCGACGAAACGGCUACCCCUCGGACAAGCAUGCAUACCUCUUCAACGGAGACUUUGUCGACCGUGGCUCGUGGUCGACAGAAAUCGCCCUGGUCCUCUACGCCUACAAGUGGCUUCGCCCCAACGGUAUCUUCCUCAACCGUGGCAACCACGAGACGGAUGAUAUGAACAAGGCCUAUGGCUUCGAAGGCGAGUGCAAGGCCAAGUAUAAUGAGCGGGUAUUCAAGGUCUUCUCCGAGUCGUUCUCAGCUCUGCCCUUGGCCACCCUGAUUGGCGAAAAGUACCUGGUCCUACACGGCGGUCUCUUCUCGGACGACAGCAUAUCCCUGGACGACAUCCGGAAACUGAACCGACACAACCAGCGCCAGCCCGGCCAGCAGGGUCUGAUGAUGGAGAUGCUCUGGACAGACCCGCAAACGGCACCUGGCCGUGGACCCAGCAAGAGAGGUGUCGGUCUCCAGUUCGGUCCCGAUAUCACCAAGCGGUUCUGUGAGAAGAACGGUCUCGAGGCCAUUAUCCGUUCGCACGAGGUCCGCAUGGGGGGUUACGAGGUCGAGCACGACGGACGCUGUAUCACCGUCUUCUCCGCCCCGAAGUACUGCGAUACGACAGAGAACAAGGGCGCGUAUAUCAACCUUGGACCGGAACUCAAGCUCAAUUACCAGGUGUUUGAGGCGGUGCCUCAUCCUCCUAUCAAACCGAUGGCAAGUCUUUCCCCUUCCCACCCAUAACACCGAUAUACUGACCAUUCACAGGCGUAUGC
Molecule: messenger RNA, 1016 nt
Organism: Aspergillus glaucus CBS 516.65
Lineage: Eukaryota; Fungi; Ascomycota; Eurotiomycetes; Eurotiales; Aspergillaceae
Gene: ppt1
Product: protein serine/threonine phosphatase PPT1
Exons: 3
Coding region: 169-984 (271 amino acids)
Cellular component (GO): nucleus; cytosol
Molecular function (GO): protein serine/threonine phosphatase activity
Source: RefSeq, a predicted model, not a curated record